Phaedon cochleariae (mustard beetle) is the source of this 951-nucleotide messenger RNA. The record is from the annotation of a GenBank genome assembly. NCBI's taxonomy places the organism in Eukaryota, Metazoa, Arthropoda, Insecta, Coleoptera, Chrysomelidae.
AUGUGUGAUAGUACGGCAGGACCCUCAGGGGCGAAAAGACCUAAAUUAGGCAAGAGAACAUUUGAACAAACUGUUCCUUUGACUCAAGAUGACUUGGAACGGUAUUUGCUUGAUUCAGAUGAUGAUGUUGGUGACCCAGACUUUGAAGAAUCGGAUGUUGGAUGGGAUGGGUCUAGCGAUAGUGACGAAGAACUAGAUUUGUCGGUACUCGAGGAAAACACUCCCGAUGUUUCGGACAAUAAUUUAGAUUUAGCAACUCCACAACGCCCAACACCCCAAUUAAAAAGAAAAGCUCCUGCUCAGGCACCUGCAGAUGUAGUUAUAUGGGACGCUGUGGAAGAUAAUAUGACACAAAUACCAUUUACAAAACAGAGGGAACUUCUAGUUCAACCUAACGAUGUAGAUUUCUCUAGUAUUUGUGAAGAUGAGAAGUUAUUGGAAGAGAAAUACAUUUUUGUACUCGGCAAGAAAGAACCAACUUGGCAAGAUAUGAGAAGUAAAGUGAAAACUAAGCAAGCCUCCAUCAAAAGGCAUGCUCGUGACACAGGAGAAGGACCUCCUUUACCUACAAAAUUGAAACAGAAUGAGGAGGACAUAUUGAGUCUGAUAAGCAAUGUGGCUGUGAAUGGACACUCUUCAGUUCAAGAAUCUUCUGCACACUUUGUAGUAUUGGCGGAAGUGCUGCCAGCGCCUAAUAUAAUAAAUAUACAGAAAUCAGAAACUGUUACACCUCAGGAAACAAUAGUAGCACCUACACCGACUUCAGUCAAAAAGCACAAUAUUUCGUCUGCAAGAAAGUUGCAGGCAGCUGCUUCUGCAGCAGAAUUGCUUAGUGAAAAAGCAAAAGAAAAAUUACAGAUGAAAAGGGAGUAUUAUAAACGAAAAUUAGAAAUCAUGAAAGCUGCAGAAAAUAGAAAAAGAGGCUACCAUAACAGGAUGCUUGAAAUGUAG